Saprolegnia diclina VS20 is the source of this 840-nucleotide messenger RNA. RefSeq lists its product as hypothetical. Lineage: Eukaryota; Oomycota; Saprolegniomycetes; Saprolegniales; Saprolegniaceae. The record is from RefSeq and is a predicted model, not a curated record. The coding region runs from base 73 to 720 and encodes 215 amino acids. The transcript has a single exon.
GUGGGACACGAAGAAGACGUGGAUGGUCGCACGGCCAUUGCGGCCUGAUGCUGUCGAAUAUGGCUCGCUGGCAUGGACACGAGAGCUGGACACGAGGGCCUUGCACGGAUUGCGAGAGCGAAGUUCGAAGAAGCGCUUAAGUGCGGAUUCGCUGAAGUUGCCCUUUGCUGGCACCGAACGAUGCACCUCCUGCGCACGUUUGUGCGCUACAACGUGUGGGCGACCGAGCGUCUCCUCGCGAGCGUCGCUACGCUCGACGACGCCGUGUACCAUGGGCAUUGCGGCCUGCCCUUUCGCUCGAUCCACGGCACGCUGAACCACAUUUUGCUCGCCGACAAGCUCCUCUAUAGCCGGCUCCAACCCGACGCGCCCGAAGAUCCGCGCCUCGCGCCGUUCUGGAACCGCCCAGACAACGAGCUGUAUGCGGCGCCGAAUGCACCGUCCACCUACUGGGAAGAGUUUGUGCCGGGCCGCGAUGCCAUUGCGGCCGAGCUCGUCGGCCAAGCGAAGCGGCUCGUGGCGCACGUGGAUACCGUGCCGGCGAGCGAUGCGCGCGUGGCGUAUCGUGCGACGGACGGCGUCUUGAAGGAGAAAGAAGCCGGGUACCUCAUUCUGCAUGCGGUCAACCACGCAACGCACCACCGUGGGCAAAUCUCGGCGUCGCUCACGCGCUUGGACGUGCCGCCGCCCACGAUGGACUUUUCGUACUUUACGCCAUGAGAUAUCGCAGUGUACAGUAGACGAAGGGAGCGCUCCUAAGAAAUUACAUCCUCCGCCGCUGUGACAUCGAACGACGACGAGCCAGCACCGAACGAAUGAGCGACCAUGCAACCCCAUGAU